This is a messenger RNA of Trichosurus vulpecula (common brushtail), 738 nucleotides long. It is a transcript of the gene FGF23, whose product is annotated as fibroblast growth factor 23. The transcript is spliced from 3 exons. Gene Ontology annotation, biological process: cell differentiation; animal organ morphogenesis; regulation of cell migration. Gene Ontology annotation, molecular function: type 1 fibroblast growth factor receptor binding; growth factor activity. Bases 1 to 738 code for a protein of 245 amino acids. The record is from RefSeq and is a predicted model, not a curated record. Gene Ontology annotation, cellular component: cytoplasm. NCBI's taxonomy places the organism in Eukaryota, Metazoa, Chordata, Mammalia, Diprotodontia, Phalangeridae.
AUGUCAGUGGGUUGCUUCAGACUCCUAUUCUGUGCCCUAUGCAGCUUGCGGGCCAUCCAAGCCUUCCCCAAUGCUUCCCCCCUACUCAGCCUUGGCUGGGGGGGCCUGACUCACCUAUACACUGCCACAGCCAGGAACAGCUACCACCUGCAGAUCCACAAAGAUGGCCACGUGGAUGGCUCUCCUCAUCAAACCAUCUAUAGUGCCUUAAUGAUCAGAUCAGAGGACGCUGGGCUAGUCAUAAUAACUGGUGUGAUGAGCAGGAGGUAUCUCUGUAUGGACCUCAGGGGCAACAUCUUCGGAUCGCAUUUCUUCAGCCCAGACAACUGCAGGUUCAAACACCGGACACUAGAAAAUGGUUAUGAUGUCUAUCACUCUCCGCAGAACAACCUCCUGAUCAGCCUUGGCAAGGCAAAGAGGGCCUUCCUGCCAGGCAUGAACCCACCUCCUUACUCCCAGUUCCUGUCUCGGAGGAAUGAGAUCCCCAUAAUCCACUUCAACACACCUGAACCCCACCGGCACACCAGGAGCGCUGAGAACAGUCCUGACUUGGACCCAAUGAAUGUGCUGAAACCCCGACCAAGGGUGACCCCCUGCUCCCAGGAACUCCACAGCGCUGAGGAGAACAGUGUAGUAGAUGAUGACCCUUUGGAAGUACUCAGAAAUAGUAAUCGACUGAAGCCCUACCCUGGUAGGAUGAGUUUGGAAAGAUGUCUCCCUGUCCCCAAGGCUGCUUAA